CUUUCUUUCAUUCAUCAGAGAAAGUGGCACUUGCCGGCGAGCGCACAUCAGCACCCUCACUUGCAUCCAGCCAAUCCGAGUCACUCAUCGUCAAAACCAAGAUGGCUUCCUCCCUCGAGUCACCAACGUUCCGCUGGAAACAUGACCCAUGGACCACCACGCCCCCACCUGCUAGUAUCGAUAAAAGCACUGUGGCCGAUCUCCUUGACGAUACGCAUCAAGCCGCCUUCCAGCGGGCCAUGACCAACGUGCUCGCCACGGACUUGGCUGAGCUCACGAUCGCCCAGCUUGUCGAUGGGCUUCCACUCUGGGAGGUCGCUGAUAACACAUCGAGGCACAAGCAUAAAAUAGAGGACGCUGUGUACAAGCAUAGAGAGUUGUGCCCUGGAGCCAUGGAUCAGGCCAGAGCCCUUCGCCAGAAAUUGGACCUACUGGCUAUGGAGAUCAGAUCAGAUGCUCUCAAUCGAUAUCAAUCUGUGCCUGUCGGAUCCAAGGCAUCCAAAUUGCCCCUGAUUGAACUCAUUGCCGUGGCUGUACAUGCGCUUGCCGUGGAGGUCUUUACACAAAUGGCUACACCCUUCUCUCUGUGGUACAAUUUUGAUGACCCCAAGCAGUAUCCUCACGGAGUCGCCGACGUUGCCGCAUACUGGGCGGAGGAUAGGAUCUUCGGCGGCGUCGUCCUCUUUGGACGAGGGAAAUCAGGGAAAGAGCAAGACGGCGUCUGGUUCCACAGCCACCGGCGCCGUGUCACGCUUCACAUCUAUGCGCUGCGUGAGGAUCAGGUGGCCUCCCUGACGCAAUUCCUGGAAUCUGAACCUGGGGAGGCGGCAUCUCUGUGCUGUCCGUUCCCGAUCCUCGCUAAUAGGGAGAACGUACGUCGAGACUACAGACUGUCUAUGCCAAAGUAUAAGAUCUACAGGGAUCCUUGGGAGCGAAAGAUGUUCUAUACGUCGUAUCACUCGUAUUUCCGCUUGUCGGCAGACUGUAGGGAAUUUGAAGUGGAUCCAAUCGAGCGGCCUGAAUGGAAUCGUAUGUACGACUCGGGCUCUGACUGA
Messenger RNA from Diaporthe batatas, 1055 nucleotides. RefSeq lists its product as uncharacterized. The transcript is spliced from 4 exons. The record is from RefSeq and is a predicted model, not a curated record. Bases 102 to 1055 code for a protein of 317 amino acids. NCBI's taxonomy places the organism in Eukaryota, Fungi, Ascomycota, Sordariomycetes, Diaporthales, Diaporthaceae.